Zea mays is the source of this 1461-nucleotide messenger RNA. RefSeq lists its product as uncharacterized. Gene Ontology annotation, molecular function: aspartic-type endopeptidase activity. Lineage: Eukaryota; Viridiplantae; Streptophyta; Magnoliopsida; Poales; Poaceae. Gene Ontology annotation, biological process: proteolysis. The record is from RefSeq and is marked provisional. Bases 178 to 1413 code for a protein of 411 amino acids. The transcript has a single exon.
CGUGCAUUUUCUUGUGCUUCUACCUUUCCACUGUUCAUGGCGCUGGUGAAGACAGCUUUGUGACGGUGCCAUCCAGCUCUUUUGAGCCAGAGUCAGUUUGCUCCGGAGAGUUUGGUACAUGACCUGCAGAGCGUGUCUGGUUUAUUCCUUUCCUUUAAAUGCUUCGGACAAAACCUUAUGAUUCUGCAUAUAUAUAUAUAUGUUUCAGUCAAACCGGAGCAAAACGGCUCCACCGUGUAUGUCCCACUAGUACACCGGCACGGUCCGUGCGCGCCGGCGCCGUCGCUAUCCACAGACACGCGGUCCUUCGCUGACAUCUUCCGCAGAAGCCGUGCUCGCCCGAGCUACAUCGUCAGGGGAAAGAAGGUGAGCGUCCCCGCCCACCUAGGCACCUCCGUCAUGUCGCUAGAGUACGUUGUCAGGGUGAGCUUCGGCACGCCGGCAGUGCCACAGGUCGUCGUCAUCGACACCGGCAGCGACGUGUCGUGGCUGCAGUGCAAACCGUGCAGCUCCGGCCAGUGCUUCCCGCAGAAGGACCCCUUGUAUGACCCGAGCCACUCGUCGACGUAUAGUGCCGUCCCUUGCGCCUCCGACGUGUGCAAGAAGCUCGCCGCCGAUGCGUACGGCAGCGGCUGUACGAGUGGGAAACAGUGCGGGUUUGCCAUCUCGUAUGCGGACGGAACAAGCACGGUGGGUGCGUACAGCCAGGACAAGCUAACGCUGGCGCCUGGGGCCAUCGUACAAAAUUUCUACUUCGGUUGUGGCCAUGGCAAGCACGCGGUGCGUGGCUUGUUCGACGGCGUCCUUGGGCUCGGCCGCUUACGGGAGUCGCUCGGCGCACGGUACGGUGGCGUCUUCUCGUACUGCCUCCCUUCAGUGAGCAGCAAGCCUGGGUUUCUUGCCCUUGGCGCAGGGAAGAAUCCAUCUGGCUUUGUCUUCACGCCGAUGGGCACGGUCCCAGGGCAGCCAACGUUCUCAACGGUGACGCUCGCCGGGAUCAAUGUCGGCGGCAAAAAGCUUGACCUCCGGCCGUCGGCGUUCAGCGGGGGCAUGAUCGUAGACUCUGGUACCGUCAUCACGGGACUCCAGUCGACGGCGUACCGGGCACUGCGGUCGGCAUUCAGAAAGGCCAUGGAGGCAUACCGGCUGCUUCCAAAUGGUGAUCUUGACACUUGCUACAACUUGACAGGUUAUAAGAAUGUCGUUGUACCCAAGAUUGCCCUGACGUUCACUGGUGGAGCCACUAUCAACCUCGAUGUUCCCAACGGAAUUCUAGUGAAUGGCUGCCUCGCCUUUGCAGAGUCCGGGCCGGAUGGUAGCGCCGGAGUCCUCGGCAAUGUCAACCAGCGAGCAUUUGAGGUGCUAUUCGACACCAGUACAAGUAAAUUCGGCUUCCGGGCUAAGGCCUGUUGAUGUAAGCAAACCGAAUAACAAGAUAAUAGUCAAGGGCAAGUUUUUUUU